Molecule: messenger RNA, 945 nt
Organism: Necator americanus (New World hookworm)
Lineage: Eukaryota; Metazoa; Nematoda; Chromadorea; Rhabditida; Ancylostomatidae
Exons: 10
Coding region: 1-945 (314 amino acids)
Source: RefSeq, a predicted model, not a curated record
AUGGAUCUAUUGGUGAGUCUAGGACGGUUUCGAAGCGUCGACCGUGCCUUUUGUCCUCAUGAACCUCGUAACGGUUCUGACAUUCCCAGCAUGCGAAAUUGGCCACUUUUUGCAUUCUUGGCAGGAUUGGUUUUCUUCUUCUAUGUGUUUUACGUGUACCAAGCACAAAGCACUGAGUUUGCCAUGACUCGAAGUGAACUGGACGAUCAGAUGCAGAAAGUUCGGAACUUGAAAAGGGAACUUUUCGAUGCAAAAGCAGAGCUCGAACGCCUAAAGUCUUCGGAAGCUUCCUUGAAAUCUGAAAACGAGAAAUCUAGCAAAUUAAAAGAAGAGUGUUCGAAUUCACUUCGUAGUUGUAAACUAAACACUGAGAAUCUUCAAGCGCAAGUUAAAAAGGCGGAAGAAACGUCGAGUCUCAAAGAGCAGCAGACCAAGGAUCUUCAAGCUAAAAUUGAUGAACUCACAAAAGCAAAUGAAGAUUUGAGGAAGAACGCUUCCGAUCGAGAAGAAGAGAGAAAACAGCUUAAGGCUGAGCUGGAGAAGCUGCAAAGCCAACUCAAUGAGCGAAAAUCACAUGGUAAGGAUGUCGUUGCUCCUGCUGCUGAUCAAAAUGUCCCAGUUGCACGAGAUGAUGGUGUCAGUGGCACUGAAAGGAAACAGAGGAGCUUUGAGGUGGAAGAAAAGAAAAGUGAAACGUUAAACGAUAACAACACCAAAGAAUUUCGUAUUUCUAACGACUUAGCGGGAAAAAUGGGUUUGGUUGCGAAGGUUCCAGAAGAUGAGAAGAAAGAUGCUCCCCAAGUAGUGCCGCCACCGCAACAUCAUGCUCAGGAAGUCAAAUCGAGACUUGCCGCUGCGGAACAUGAUGAUGAUGGUCAGGAGAAACCUGUUGUGAAAGGUGGAGAUUACGAAGACAAGCUAGGUUCGUUGUUGAAAGUCUACUGA